Molecule: messenger RNA, 4045 nt
Organism: Myripristis murdjan (pinecone soldierfish)
Lineage: Eukaryota; Metazoa; Chordata; Actinopteri; Holocentriformes; Holocentridae
Gene: ctnnal1
Product: catenin (cadherin-associated protein), alpha-like 1
Exons: 19
Coding region: 213-2483 (756 amino acids)
Biological process (GO): Rho protein signal transduction; cell adhesion
Molecular function (GO): cadherin binding; actin filament binding
Source: RefSeq, a predicted model, not a curated record
AGCGGGCGCAGCGGCACAACCACCGAGCCGGAGUGGAUUAAAACGGCAUGCUUGUGCUAGAGAAGCACUUGACAAACGACUGUGUUACCAAAUAAGAAAUCCCGGUGUGUAAUAGGGAGUCUGUUAUACCAGUUUGCUGCUGAGAAACAGCAAGGGGAGGCUUUUGGGAAACUCAGCCGUGCAUUGUAUCAGGCAGGCAGAGCUCGGCGGGAAUGGCUUCAUCUCCGUGCGGCAACAGUAACUUUGAUUCCGGUCUGGAAAUCAAAACUCGCUCGGUGGAGCAGACGCUUAUUCCUUUAGUAUCGCAGAUCACCACUCUGAUUAACCACAAAGACAAGCCAAAGAAGUCGGAGCGCACCCUGGCUGCCAUCCACAGGGUGGGCCAGGCGGUGAGCGUGGCGGUUGGGCGUUUUGUUGCCGUCGGGGAGGCCAUCGCUGCAGAGAACCAGGAGCUGAAAGAGGAGAUGGGGCAAGCCUGCUUCGAGGCACGCAGAGCAGGUGAUGCUAUAGCCCAGCUGACAGAUGUGGGCACGGUUGUGCCAGCCCAGUCAGACGGACGCGUCACGGUGUUCAGUGAUAGGACAGGCAUGGUGAAGGCUGCCCGCCUGCUGCUCUCCUCAGUCACUAAGGUCUUGGUUCUGGCUGACCGCAUCGUCAUCAAGCAGAUAAUCACAUCACGCAACAAGGUCCUGGUCACCCUGGACCAUCUGGAGAGAGUCAGCACCUUCCAGGAGUUUGUCCAGAUUUUCAGCCAAUUUGGCAACGAGAUGGUGGAGUUUGCCCACCUCACCGGAGACAGACAGAAUGACCUGAAGGAUGAGAAGAAGAAGGCCCGGAUGGCAGCAGCCAGAGCAGUGUUGGAGAAAUGCACCAUGAUGCUCCUCACAGCCUCCAAGACCUGCCUCAGGCACCCGGAUUGCGAGUCGGCACGGAUCAACAAAGACGCUGUGUUCCACCGGAUGCGCUGUGCCUUGGAGCAGGUCAUUGAGAUAGUCACUGAGGCACGGAGCUGUGGUGAGAACAAGAUCCUUCCUGCCAGCAUCUACAAUGGCAUCAAGGACUUCAAGUCCAGUGUGGAGGCUCUGCGGGAGAACCUGUACUCCCUGCCCCCCCAGAGCGUGGGCAGUCAGCUGGAGGCGCUGGUGGAGCGGACAGAGGAUUUCACCGACUCAGCCUACACCAGCCAUGAGCAGCGGCAGGCCAUCCUGGGCCUGUGCCAGCUGGCGCGCCAGGACACCCAGCAGCUGGUGCAGGCCUGGAUGGAGGCACAGUCUGUCCAUGCCAAAGAGGCGACAGAGGAGAUAGAGGUGGGCAUCCUCAAGACAUGCCAGAGUGUCAGCGACCUCAGACGUGAGCUCCACAAGGUGGCAGUGGGUCGUGCUUCGGACUUGCUUAAGGUUCACGGGGAGCAGCUGCCCCUGCGUGCGCUCAAGGCUUCAGGCGCCGAAGGCAACCUGGAGGCAGUGGCUGAAUAUGCCCGUACGCUCACCGAGCAGAAGGAGCAGCUGGUGGAGACGUGUCGGCUGCUGUGCCACGUGUCGGGGACGGAGCCACUGGAGAUCACCUGCAUACACGCCGAGGAGACUUUCCACGUCAUUGGUCCACAGAUCAUUUCAGCAGCCCAGACGCUGGCCCUCCACCCAUCGAGCAAGAUUGCAAAGGAGAACCUGGAGGUGUUCUGCGAGGCCUGGGACUCCCAGCUCUGCGACAUGGCCUUGCUGCUGAGAGAGAUCAACGACGUCUUCGAAGGCCGACGAGGAGACAAAAGACCUUACUUGUCACUUCCCAGACCUGGAAAACACUCAGCCAACCUAAAGACUGCCAAGGCUGUCAAGCUGGAUGCAGAGGAGCAGACGAGCAUGGCCAAGCUGGGCCUGGAAAUUCGUCUGCUGUCGUCAGAUGUGGAUGCAGAGGUGGAAAAGUGGGAGGAGCAAGAACAUGACAUCGUGCGACAGAGCCAGAGCAUGGCCAGUAUGGCCUACAACAUGUACCUGUUCACCAGAGGGGAGGGGCUACUGAAAACAACACUGGAUCUGUUUCACCAAGCUGAGGUGCUUUCUGAGGAAGGGCUCCAGCUGUGCUCAUCUCUCCGCAUUUUUUCGACUCAGCUGGUUGAUGAGGAAAAGUCUGUGGUAAUGGUAGAGGUGGAAAAACUGGCAGCACUGUGCCAGCAGCUGCAGAUGGGGGCCAAGACACCUGUUCAGGGCAAGACUGCUACCUUCCAGAAGGUGGACUCAUCCAUUCAGACCACAAGAGGCAUCUUGAGCGUGGUCCUCUCUCUCUUACCACUCUGUAACAAGCUCAACAGAAAGUAUAAGUCAGAGAGGAGCAGCCUGGGCUCCCCACAGGGCUGGAGAGAGAGGCAGGAUGCGUCCACGCCUGUCAAAGAGGACGCCGCCCUCAACGGCAAGAACAGCAAUGGCUUUGGGGUCAAGUCGUUAGAGCAGCACAUGGCCACUCUCAACCUCCUGGAGAGCAAAUAAUCCAGGGGGAAGUCACCUCCUUUGUCCUGUAUUCACCCUCUGAGCAGCACAUAGCCAACCUCACCUUUCUGGACAACAAGCAGUGCAGGAAAUAGUUACUCCCAAACAUCGUCAUGCAUCCACCACAGAGUGGGACAGAGCUAUGGAGUGAAGUUGCCUCAUUACACGCCUGCCUCGGCUCAGAGCUUGUUACUUUUGUCCCAAUGAUGAAGAAUAAGGUUUACAAAGAAAAGGCAGAUCCAAGAUCUGUGCUGGGGGCAAUUUUAGCCCAAAGUCACCCAUUACACUGAAGCACUAGUUCCACCCCAACCCACAAGAGGGAGAUAAACGGCCAACAUCAUACCUUUGCCAUAUACAGUGGAGUGAGCCACAAGGAGAAAACCACACUAACUCUGAUUUGGAACCAGUUGCAUCACUUCUCUGGCUAAUAAUCGAGUUAAGAAUCAGGAGAGGAUAAACUGAUCAGAAAUAGAAACACAAGGCAACUCCACUUUCUGAUGCUCAGCCAUGCAUCUGUUUUCACCAUGUGCCUCUGUGUAACCAGCCCAUUUGCUUUGUGGUGUGCUGUAAAUGUGUUGCACAUCUUAGCCAAAUGAGAAACUAGAGUAGAAAACACUGAAAAGCCGCCAUGCAUGAUGCCAUCAUCACCAAACCAAUGUGUUUGAGUCUCCUAUGGUCAACUGGACAUAGGAUUAUUAAUGUUAACACCAGCUUUGUAACGUUAGCUUUAGUGGUACGCCAAGUAUGUUCGCUUCUCACUUGGAUAAGUAUUUCUCAAGUCAGCCUCACUUUAUGAUUUAUAAAAUCUAAUUUCCAUAGCAUUAAUUGUGGGAUUUAACCCAUGUGCCAUUUUAGCAACAAAGUGCAAAUGUGAAAAUCACAGUUUUUGAUGCCAAAUAUGAUUUUCCUCAUGGAGAUGCCACAAACGUUUGGCUUGCUACUAGACCGAAACUCUUACUCCUCCAGCGUUCGCCCAGCGGAGAGCAUUAUUUCUCUCUGGGCCUGGUUUCUCCAAAAACUCAGCCGACAAAGAUAAGCUUAUUACCAAGAUGCUUUUUGGGAAAUCAGGACCAUACUCACUUUUUACUGUCUUGAGUAUUAUAAAAGCAUAUUAGGUGUAUAAUGUUAUACUGUUCAAUUUUAUUUCUCACAAAUCAGUGAAAGAUUAUACUGACCUGGCACCUGUGUCAAAUGAAUUGUCAGAUGGAGCCUUGAAGUGUACUUGUUAUGAAGACUAUCAUUGUGAAGCUGCCUCGUAGGCCAACAUGUAUUAAAUGGUAUAUGAUAUGUAUAAUAAGGUACUUGAAGCAUAGGUAUGUCCACAGUAUGUUUCCCAAGGUAAUAACUUUGGUACUAGGUCAGGGUGUGAUGAUGACUGAAAUGAGUAACCUACAUUAAGCUUUAGAGAUGCAUUGUACUAUAUGAGAGCAGCUAAGGAUGCUGGGAAUUGUAGUGAUGCUACAGAUGUGCGGAAAUAAUAGAUCUAGUUUUGGACCAUCUAUCCUUUUGACAGUUGAAUGGUAAAAGUGACACAAAUAAAAAUAAACAAUAUUUUUCUUAAA